AGCCCGUAAAAAUCAAAUCUGGAGCUUUUCUGUUCUUACACCCUUCAAACCCGUUAAAACUCUUCCGUCGCCGAUCCCGUAUAAUUCCCUUUCAUCCACCGUGUUCCCGACCGAACUGAUAAAUCGGGUUCUUGGCUACUUGUUCUUGAUCAAUCCCAUCGGCAAAUUCUUGUUAUCGCCCUGGACAAAGUCAAGCAACACGAGGCCAAUCAGUUUGGCUGUUGUGGGCGACCAAAGAAAAAAAAAUAUCCACUGUCUUGCCAGUCCUGACAAGUCCCAUACUCGAUAACCUGCCCGGUUACUGAAUCUAAAACCCGUCACUCUUUAUACCACCCCAUUCACCGAAACAAGGCAAACAGGAAGGCCAUCAAAAUCAAUCACCCAUUUUGGUGUGUUUGAAACCUCUUGAGUCGUAGCGCGUCGACCAACCGCGAUUUGUUCUUGGGGUUUAGUCACUCUCUCCUGUACCUUACCCGAUUUACCUGGUACCUGAGGUACCUUUUUUGGGGUCCAGCUUCGCCAGACCAAGUCUUGUCCGCACUGUCCGCUCGCGAGCUGCUUGGUCUAUCAAUUCACCACCAUCAACCAACCCGCCCACCAUUUUGGCCUGGUUGCCAUUCACCCCUUCAUCAACUACCCCCAAGUUUCCUCAGCAGCAGCAACUUCUUCGAGAAGUUGCUGUCGCUGUGGCCAACAUCGCCACAACGGAUCGAGUACUUUACUACCAGCAGGCGGCGCCUCCGUCACCAGCUCCAUCGACCUCUGGUCAUAUCCCCGCCCAGCAACAGCUGGCACCCCAGGCCUCGAUGAACGACCCAAACAUGUCGGCCGUGCCUCCCCCAAUGGUGGCCCCAAUGGUCUCGAGCGCGGCUUCACAACAGCCCGUUUCGAGCUGGAGCACGCCAGCACAACCGACCCAGGCGCCCUCACAACAGGGUCCCCCUCAACACGCGGCACACAACCCGCCGCCUCCUCCACCGCCGGCAACCACUCCCGUCGCGAAGACGCGGGGCCCGAACGCGACUCCCUCCACUGCGAGAUCUAUUGCGCAGUCACCCGCUCCGACACUUCAGCCACCACCCGAGGGAAUCUACAGGUCCUUCGAAGAUCUGCUCUCAGCCGUCCAACAAUUCUCCAAAGAGCAGGGCUACGGUGUAGUCAAGCUACGCGCCUCCAACUACCGUGAUGGAAAGCCUACACGCUACGAUCUAGUCUGCGAUCGUGGUGGUGUCAAAUACUCGAGCACCGCCAAGAAACGGAAUCCCUCGACGCGUAAAGUUGAUUGCCCGUGGCGUGCAAAGGCUGUGUGCGAAGUGCAAUUGAGCAACCAGUGGCGGUUUGCUGUUCAGGAAGCCCGGCACAAUCAUGAACCUCGAAUGCCCGCGGUGCUACCCGGGCAAGAGAACACUCCCAUUGCGCAGACGCUGCGCACCUUGGCCAACAAGAUUGAUCGUCUCAGUCAUGAUGUCUCUCAGGGUUUUGGGAGCAUCCAGUCCAGGAUGGACAACCUCGAGAAACGUAUGGAGAAUCUCGAGCAAAACCAGGCCAACCGCAACAUGAUGAGCGCCAUGGGUAACCCGCCUCUGGAUAGUCGUCUUACCGGUAUGGACACAAGCCGCAUGAACAACAUGGAUGCCCGCGUGGGGGCUAUGGAGAGAGCCAACAUGAUGGAUCGUACAAAUGGUAUGGACCAUAUGGGUGGCAUGGACGACGUUGAGGCUAGGCUCUUGUCAACCUCGGUCAUGUAGGCAAAGAACCAUGACGACGAGCCGUUCCGGUUGUCCAGCACGAGCCAGCGACGAAACGAUGCGUCUUCAACGAUUGCCGAAGUCAUGGCCAGUUUCGUCGAAUGGGAUGAGCACACGGGCAACCAUGAUGUGUCUGUUUCACAUCCAUCAUCCUCAUCACAUGAAGGAACAGCCCUGGGCGAGCUUCAAGAGUUUUCAUCAGCCUUCUAAGCACGGGAAACAUUUUCGCUCGCUCACAAUUGCACUCCUUGGACAGAGAGAAGAAAGAAAAGGCCGCUUCUAUUGGCCCACGACCAAAACACGAACACAAAUGGACACGAUGGUGGCAUGAAUAAAAUAUGUUUCAAUGGGUAGUUUGUAUUGGUACUUGGCAGUCAGCAGUGUGGACUGCUUCUGCCCCUGUUUUAUGGGAUCGGGUUACACUGACGGCGUUAAUGGGUCGGAUUUCUUUCCAACAAAACAAACAAGAUCAUCUUGUUCUUUGUGGCCCCAUCGGUUUAUGGGCAUCGGUUUUUUUUUUCGUUCUCAUUCUUCUCAAAUUCUUUCCCGGCAAACAGUUACAGCCCGGACGGUAUGACAUAUCUCAUGUCAUCUAUAGCUCUUAAACUUAUCAACACUUGGAAUCCUUGGCGGUUGUGACGGAAUUCUGGGGUAUUACCUUUAUGACCAGAAGGUUGGCUAUGUAGAAAGCACUGUGUCAACUUGAUAUCGAAGCUUGGUGGAAGGUGGAGGAGGAAGGGAUUUGACCAAUUUUAGACUCGCAUGCUUUUUGGACGCUUCUGCAAUUGACAGACGCGUACAGACGCGUAUUUUGCACCACCAGCCGCAACAGGUAGAAUGUAUAUGAUUAUGGCUGCUUGCCAAAAAUCUAAACAAUGCCGGCAAAAAUUUCUGCCGAGCCAUAAGAACUUACAUGUGCCUACAUUAUAGCAUUCUCAGUGAAUUAAUUGAUUUGUUC
This is a messenger RNA of Pyricularia oryzae 70-15, 2706 nucleotides long. RefSeq lists its product as uncharacterized. NCBI's taxonomy places the organism in Eukaryota, Fungi, Ascomycota, Sordariomycetes, Magnaporthales, Pyriculariaceae. The record is from RefSeq and is a predicted model, not a curated record. The transcript has a single exon. Bases 807 to 1748 code for a protein of 313 amino acids.